Messenger RNA from Erinaceus europaeus (western European hedgehog), 854 nucleotides. It is a transcript of the gene COPS8, whose product is annotated as COP9 signalosome subunit 8. Gene Ontology annotation, cellular component: COP9 signalosome. Gene Ontology annotation, biological process: protein deneddylation; COP9 signalosome assembly. The record is from RefSeq and is a predicted model, not a curated record. The transcript has 8 exons. The coding region runs from base 82 to 711 and encodes 209 amino acids. Lineage: Eukaryota; Metazoa; Chordata; Mammalia; Eulipotyphla; Erinaceidae.
UCCUGCGCCGGGGCGUGCGUCGGCCUGACGUCAUCGCGGAGCGCCGCUCGCGGAGCGCCCGGGGACCGGCCGGCCGGGAAGAUGCCCGUGGCCGUGAUGGCGGAAGGCGCCUUCAGCUUCCGGAAGCUGCUGGACCAGUGCGAGAGCCAGGAGCUGGAGGCCCCUGGCGGCGUGGCGACGCCCCCGCUGUACGCGCAGCUGCUGGCCCUGUACCUGCUGCACAAGGACACGAACAACGCCAGGUACCUGUGGAAGCGGAUCCCGCCCGCCAUCAAGUCCGCCAACUCGGAGCUGGGCGCCAUCUGGUCCGUGGGGCAGCGCAUCUGGCAGAGGGACUUCCCCGGCGUCUACAGCACCAUCGGCGCCCACCAGUGGUCGGAGACAGUGCAGCCCAUCAUGGACGCACUGAGAGACGCCACCCGCAGGCGCGCCCUGGCCCUGGUCUCCCAGGCCUACACCUCCAUCCUGGCCGACGACUUCGCCGCCUUCGUGGGGCUGCCCGUGGAGGACGCCGUCAAAGGGGUUCUAGAGCAAGGAUGGCGGGCCGACUCCACCACCAGGAUGGUGGUGCCCAAGAAGCCAGUCGCAGGAGCCCUGGAGGCAGCCAUGAGCAGGUUCACCCCCCUGGCGGAACCCGGCCCGCUCCCCGCCAUCCCCAACGAGCAGCAGCUGGCCAGGCUGACCGACUACGUGGCCUUCCUGGAGAACUGACCGCCGCCAGACGCCAGGACGGACACGCAGACAGACCCGUGUCCCCGCCCGUCCCGUCCGCCCUCCCGGGCACCCGGCGGCCCCUCUGUCCUGGGUCCAGGCUCGCCGGUCCUCCUGUGUCUGUCAAUAAAUAUUUAAUUCUC